Messenger RNA from Capsella rubella, 1415 nucleotides. RefSeq names its product cyclin-dependent kinase A-1. Gene Ontology annotation, cellular component: cyclin-dependent protein kinase holoenzyme complex; nucleus; cytoplasm. The coding region runs from base 216 to 1100 and encodes 294 amino acids. The record is from RefSeq and is a predicted model, not a curated record. Lineage: Eukaryota; Viridiplantae; Streptophyta; Magnoliopsida; Brassicales; Brassicaceae. Gene Ontology annotation, biological process: regulation of meiotic cell cycle; signal transduction; regulation of gene expression. Gene Ontology annotation, molecular function: cyclin-dependent protein serine/threonine kinase activity; ATP binding; cyclin binding. The transcript is spliced from 9 exons.
AAAAAAAAAAAAAGAAAAAACCCUGACUCUAUUAGUCAAUCGCCUUCCCCUAGUCCUCUCUUCUUCAAGCUACACAGAAACCACCCUUCUCUCUUUACUGCCUUUUUGCAAAGGCAAGAGAGCUCUGAGAGAGAGGAUCCGUCGGUGUGCUACUCUCACUCCGACACUACAUCCGAUCGUCGCUGAGUUGCUUCAGUUUGAUUAUUCUGGAAGCGAUGGAUCAGUACGAGAAAGUUGAGAAGAUUGGUGAAGGAACUUACGGUGUGGUUUAUAAGGCACGAGACAAAGUGACCAAUGAGACUAUAGCUUUGAAGAAGAUCCGGCUGGAGCAGGAGGAUGAAGGUGUACCUAGCACAGCAAUUAGAGAGAUCUCCCUCUUGAAAGAAAUGCAGCACAGUAACAUUGUCAAGUUGCAGGAUGUAGUGCACAGCGAGAAGCGUUUGUAUCUGGUGUUUGAGUAUCUUGAUUUGGAUCUCAAAAAGCACAUGGAUUUAACUCCUGAUUUCUCUAAGGAUCUACAUAUGAUCAAAACAUAUCUUUACCAGAUUCUUCGCGGAAUUGCGUAUUGCCACUCGCACAGAGUUCUCCAUCGUGAUCUAAAGCCACAGAAUUUGUUGAUUGAUCGUCGCACAAACUCACUAAAGCUUGCAGAUUUCGGACUGGCCAGAGCAUUUGGUAUCCCUGUCAGGACAUUUACUCACGAGGUGGUUACUCUCUGGUACCGAGCACCAGAGAUACUCCUAGGAUCUCAUCAUUACUCUACACCCGUUGAUAUUUGGUCUGUUGGAUGCAUAUUUGCCGAGAUGAUCAGCCAAAAGCCGUUAUUUCCUGGAGACUCCGAGAUUGAUCAACUCUUUAAGAUUUUCAGAAUCAUGGGAACUCCAUACGAGGAUACGUGGCGUGGGGUAACUUCUCUGCCAGAUUAUAAAUCUGCUUUCCCUAAGUGGAAACCAACAGACUUGCAAGCCUUUGUCCCCAAUCUAGAUCCCGAUGGCGUUGAUCUCCUUACUAAAAUGCUGUUAAUGGAUCCGUCGAAAAGAAUCAACGCAAGAGCCGCCCUGGAGCAUGAUUACUUCAAGGAUCUUGGCGUCAUGCCAUAGAAAGAGAUAAAAACCAGUAAUCUCUCCUUCAUUCUAUAUAUAAUUAUCUUGCAGGCUUUUUUAUCCUAAGAAAAUUAAGAACAAUAUUAAUGGGUUUUGUUUAUUCUUUCUCUGAGUUCCUUUCCUACUCUUAUAUAUCCUAGUAACGAAAAAAAGAAGAAGAAGAUUUCGAGUGUGUGUUUUUUUUUUUACUUCUAAGCUUUUGAGAUCAUUUUCUUGUACUCAGAAUAUAAUAUGGUUUUUGUUUUGCAUAAUAUGCAACUUCUUUCUGUAUAAUAGUAGUGAUUUAUCAUAUAAAUCGAACGAGUUUUCUCA